Molecule: messenger RNA, 3732 nt
Organism: Fukomys damarensis (Damara mole-rat)
Lineage: Eukaryota; Metazoa; Chordata; Mammalia; Rodentia; Bathyergidae
Gene: Vsig10
Product: V-set and immunoglobulin domain containing 10
Exons: 10
Coding region: 1-1806 (601 amino acids)
Biological process (GO): cell-cell adhesion
Cellular component (GO): cell-cell junction
Molecular function (GO): cell adhesion molecule binding
Source: RefSeq, a predicted model, not a curated record
AUGGUGGGGAAGAGGGAAUCGAGCCCGGAGUGUAGCUGUCCCGGAAUCUGCCAGGGUAGGGAUGGGGUAAGAGCCAGGGAGGAAAAAUAUCGAAAACCAAAACUCUUGCGAAACAAGUCUGGCCCACUGCUGGGCCCGCGCUCUUACUGUGUGGUCUCGGCCGGCGAAUUUGAGAACCCGACUCUGGUGGCUGCGUUUGGCCGGAAGUCUAGGGAUCGUCUUUCUCUCGCUCUGUCCUGCAAGGGGCCUCUCGGGGCGCUCCUGGCUCGCUGGGUCCCCGCAGGGCUGGAGGCUAUCAUCGUUGGUGAACUUCAUGAGAACAUCACUCUGCACUGUGGCAACAUCUUGGGCCCCAGGGGCCUGGUGACUUGGUACCGGAAUGACUCGGAGCCCGUCUUCCUUCUGUCCUCAAAUGCCAGCCUUGUGCCAGCUGAGCCUCGCUUCUCUCUAGUGAACGGCAGCUCCCUGCACAUCGGGAUGCUGAGCCUGCAGGAUGAGGGCAACUAUAUCUGCCAGGAGAUGCGGAAUGGGACUUGGUGGUUCCCAGUGUGGCUGCAGGUGGCCAGCGGCCCCAGUCACAUUGAAGUCAAUAUCUCGGCCACCGGCGCUCUGGCCAACGGCUCGCUCUACGCCAUCAGGGGCUCGCAGGUGGACUUCGGCUGCCGCAGCAGCGCCCAGCCCCCGCCUGUGGUGGAGUGGUGGUUCCAGGCCCACUCCCGCUCCGAGUCCUUUGGUACCAACCUGACGGGCAACUACUUCACACUGCUAUUGAUGUCGCAAAACCUUCAAGGGAACUACACCUGUCUGGCCACCAACACGCUCAGCGGGAGACAGCGCAAGGUGAUCACCGAGCUCCUGGUCUACUCGCCCCCUCGGUCACCUCUGCAGUGCUCAGCAGAGACAGCAGCACAGUUGUCCACACUGAAGCUCAUCUGUCACUGGGACGGGGGCUACCCUGAUCCUAACUUCCUGUGGACAGAAGAGCCAGGAGGGGCCAUCGUGGGGAAGUCAGAGCUGGACCGGUCCCAGCUUUCGGAUGGCAAGAAGUUCAGAUGUGUCGGGAGUCACAUCGCGGGGCCAGAGUUGGGAGCCAGCUGUGUGGUGCAGAUCAGGAUCCCCUCCCUUUUUUCUGAGCCCAUAAAAACUUGCUUUGUGGGGGGCAACGUGACACUCACCUGCCAGGUAACUGCAGCCUACCCCGCCACCAAGAUCCAGUGGCUGAGGAACCUGACCCAGCCCGAGGUGGUCAUCCAGCCGGACAGCCACUACCUCAUUGCCCAGAAUGGCCAGAGCUCCACCCUCACAAUCCAUAACUGCUCCCAGGACCUGGACGAGGGCUACUACAUCUGCCGGGCUGAGAACCCUGUGGGGGUGAGGGAGGUGGACAUCUGGCUGAGUGUCAAAGAGCCUGUAAACAUUGGGGGCAUCGUGGGAACAAUUGUCAGUCUCCUGCUGUUGGGACUGGCCAUUAUCUCAGGGCUUAUGUUGUAUUACAGUCCCGUGUUCUGCUGGAAAGUAAGAAGCACUUUCAGGGGACAAGACAUGGGUGACGUCAUGGUUUUGGUGGAUUCAGAAGAGGAAGAGGAGGAUGCACAGGAGGAUGCCGCUGAAGAGGAGGAAGUGGAAGAAGAAGAGACUGAGAGAGAAGAAUUGCCAAAGGAAAUAAAUAAGCAUGGCCACAUUCACAGAGUGACUGCCCUGGUGAAUGGAAACUUAGAGCGGAUGGGGAACGGGCUCCAAGACCUACAAGAUGACAGCAAUGAGCUGCAAAGUGACCCUGUUCAAGAAGAAGAUCUUCCGGUGUGAAGAAGAGGUUUGCCCAUGAUCAUCUUGUCUUGAAAGCUUGGAAAGCUCCAUCGGAAGACGAAGACGAUUGCUUAAUCAGCUUUGCCUUGAUUCACACCCCUGCCCAGGAGCUUGCAUUACCAACAGCUGGGGUCCCUCAGCAAACAAGAAAAACAAACACACGUCUUUUCCUUCCAUUUAAAAAAAACCAACUGGUUUAAUUUGCUCUAAGUUUUCUCAGCGACGUUCAAAAGCUUCAGGAAGGAGUGGUGUGGGGAAAGCUGCAGCUGGCACGCGAGGUGCCAUUUUGCCGUGGCUGCUGGCGCCCCACAGGUUGACUUAGCAUGACAGGCACUGAUAUGGAAAGAGCACAGUUCAGUGGAAGCACUGGGCCUCCAUGCCCUUUGCCACUAAUCAGCUUGUCCCAGCACAAAAGGGAAUACUGUGUUGGAAGACAGGAACUUCCUUUAUCUCUGCCCAGGUGUGCUUGCAACGGAGGAAGCGGGCAGAUGGCAGCUCCCUGGGAAAGGUGAGGUGUCGGCUACCAGCAGCAGCGGAGCUGGCGGAAGGUGUCUGGGUCAGGCCUUAGAGUCUGAAACGCUGGGCUUGACUCUUCCUUGUGCCUUGGGCUUGGGUGUGUCGCUUGCUGAGCUGUUUCCUCCUGUGUGAAACUGGCGACAUCAAUCCUCCUGCUGCCAGGCUUGUGGUAAAGAUGAAAGGAGGUCAUUUCAGAUGUAAAAGUGCCUCAGAGGUGCUCAAUAGAAGUUAGUUACCUCCUCUGCCUUCCCUAAUGGAAGAAAAAAAUGUAAAUUAGGAGUGGCCGCCUUGCCUUCAUUCUUUACAGAAUGGCUUGGGAGAGGGCAGUGUCAGCUGCUCCUAACCAUGCCCCUGGAGAUGUAAUUCUUUUCAAAAGAGGUAGAGGCUGAUAAGAGGAGAUGUCUUUCAUUAUAUCCUCGCAUUGUGCAGAGCUUCGCAUUUACAUAAGCCUCCUACGUGCUGUACCUAGGAUUCACUUUCAGCUUUUCACAUACUUCAUUUCUUCGUUGCUUGGAAAAAAGGCACGCGAAACAUUUCCUAAUAGUAUAUCAGGUGAUAAGAAGCCUCAGACAAACUAGGCUCUGUAACCUCAGUUUCUCUACCCGGAAAUGGGAAAACUUCUUUCUUUCCUACUUCUUAAGGGUAUUGUUAGUAUACACUGAUUGAGAACACUAAGGUUCAAACGUAGUGUGCUGAGUUUUAGUUGCUAAUCUAAUGCUUCUAGUAGAUCCUUGAGUUAAAAAAAUUUUUUCUAAUUUCAUUCAAAUCUCUUAAUAUCAGGGACCUUAUGAGGGUGCGACCCAUGAUGUGUGCUAAGCAUAAACAUUUGACUUGAAUUUGCACUCUUUAAUGUUGUAUAUCCGGCUCCAAUGGGCAAGACCUAGGUAGGGCUUAGCGGAGAGCUCCUCUUCUCCAGUACUGAGAAUGGGCUUCUGAGAGGAGGAGCUGGUUCUAUGAGGUAACCUGCUGCGGUGGUAGGGAAGGUUGGUUUUCCUCGAUGAAGAGACUGAGCUGAGAAGAAUCAGAUUUGUGCCCUCUCCUCAGCUCAGGACACUAGGGAGUCUGGAGCCGCUGCAGUUUUUAACCCUCAGGAAUAGCUGUGAACUGCAGUUCUACUUGGUGAGGUCUUUUUGCUGCAGUAGUACCUUAUAUACCGGGUUAUUCUAAACUGUCUGUGUCAUUUCAGAAUGAGAUGCUCAGGUUGCUUCUAAAGUCUCUGGAGACUGAGCUUGUCUCCCUUAGUCUUGUAUGGCUAAAUUUCGGAAUUCAAGAGUCCAGUUUUCAGAUUUUAAACUGAUUUUUAACUAGAUUUUAAAGGGAAGAAACUAGAGGGGAAACCACUAGCUGGAAAUAGACAAUAUUUUGCAGGAUCACUGGGAUACUUUUCACAACUUCCUUUUCUCUUGCACA